Thermothelomyces thermophilus ATCC 42464 is the source of this 1814-nucleotide messenger RNA. RefSeq lists its product as uncharacterized. The record is from RefSeq and is a predicted model, not a curated record. The transcript has a single exon. The coding region runs from base 355 to 1503 and encodes 382 amino acids. Lineage: Eukaryota; Fungi; Ascomycota; Sordariomycetes; Sordariales; Chaetomiaceae.
CAAUGUUGGCGACCGGUCGUUGGGGGCUGUUGGUUCGAGUAAGCGCUUCGGCGCGCUUUGUAACCACUUCAUUCGUCCACCUCGCGCUAGCUUCGAUCUUGUUCCUGCGACCCAACCUGCCGCCUGCGAACGGGGCUCUCUCGCAAGGAGGAUGCAACGCCCACAGGCAGAGCCAAGAACAAGGUCAACAAUGGCGGGGGGAAUAACUACCCGAAGAAAUAAAAUCCGAGCUUAGAGAUGUCCUUUUGCUGAUAGCCCUUGUAUGCCCUCGAAUAUAGUGCGCAAUUGCCAGCCUAAGUGCACAGGUGGUGCGGUACAUACAGAAGGCUUGCUUGGUGUUCGGUCCGCCCGACAAUGCACGUCCUCGCUGACGGUUCGCAACGCCAGGGUCGUCAGCCGAGACGGAGGAACGCGUCGACGAACUCGAACAUGGUGAUAUGGGGGCGGCCCGUUGAUCACCAAGCAUCGCCUCACCCUCUGUCCCGAAGAGGGGCGAAUGCCGAAGAUAGCCAGAGGGAAUACUUGUGGAAUACUCCAGAUGGGGACAAGCCCGACUUCGCCGAAGCCUACACCUACGGCGACGAGAUCCUCAUCUCGUGGAACGCGCUCAACAAUAGCAUCUACGACCUCUGGCUUACUAGUUGGCAAGUCGGGCCCGACCCGGUAGUACUGUGCUUGGCAAGUAAGUCUGAGACCAAACCUAACCCACCCACCUCGUUAUUCCAGGGGGCGGACCUGCUGACAACGGCCGACAAAGGGGCAGUGAAUCUCACUCAAGAUGGCAGCCUCAAGCUGGUCACUUCCGAUCCCCCGGCGGCAGAGUUUGCCAGGGAGACGAAGUACGUCUUCCGCUUCAAGCCGCCGACAAGCCAGGGCGAGUUCGUGGCGUCGGACCCGGACCUGUCCAGCCCGGGCUUCUUGCUCGUCGAGCCAUCCUUCCACCAGAACAACUUCGUCCCGAGCACCACAGGCACCACGCAGUCUCCCUCGGCGACACCGGCACCGAUACCGACACAAUUCCCAGCGACACCAUCGCUCGACGUGGCCACACCGCCCGCCGGGUCGGAGGACACGAAGCCCAACAUGUCGCCCAUCGCAGCGGCCGGGUUAACAAUAGGGCUGAUACUGGCAGUCGUGCUCUUGGUGGCCGUGGAGGUGGGCUACCUCAUGUGGCGGCGCAGGCGGCGGCGGCGGCGGGGACACGGGGACGAAAGCGACGAGAAGACGCCGGCGCCCGCUCGGAGGAGGUGGUGGAAGCGGCGCAGCAAGGACGAGAGCGACCGCGGGUUGUUUAUCCAGGUGGGCAAGGCUGAGAGGAUCGUUGAUGACAAGGUCUGGAUGUCGCCGGAGUUGCCGGGUGAUUCGACAUGGGGCCAGAGUGUGUUGCAUGAACUGCAGGGGUCGCGGCUCGGAAGGGGAAAUCCACCAAAACGGUCUCUGACGAUAAACAGUUCGGUGGUGGAGCUUGAGGCUGGGAGGGGAGUGAGUGAACCUCGUGUCUGACACGAUGAAGUUCGGCAAUCGAAGAAUGUUGUCUCCGAUGCCCCGUACCUCGUACUCCCCAACUUGUUGCGCGGCCGGAUAAAUUUCUCGCUGCAUAUCGCUGUGUUUUCCGAAACAUCGGCGACGGGUUACUUGAGAGAGAUUAAAUUAGGCAUCUGUGCGUGGCCGGCCUGGCCGAGCCUCUUGGGAAGGAACUCGAGAAGAAGCGUUGUUUGGGAGUCGGACCUACGCAGUAAGAACCGGUCACAAGACCGAAAUUGCAGGGCCUGGUCUACCUAACCGUUGACAAGCCAUCGUCUCAGCAAUGUGCC